Molecule: messenger RNA, 552 nt
Organism: Olea europaea var. sylvestris
Lineage: Eukaryota; Viridiplantae; Streptophyta; Magnoliopsida; Lamiales; Oleaceae
Exons: 3
Coding region: 1-552 (183 amino acids)
Source: RefSeq, a predicted model, not a curated record
AUGGCUUAUUUUGAUUCGUUCCCUAUUCGUUUGAGACCUUACAUAGUUGAUGUGCAAGAUGUGGCCACAGAUGGCAAUUGUGGUUUUCGGGCUGUGGCUAAUAUUCUAGGUAUAGGUGAAGAGAAUUGGUCUUUGGUCAGAAAAGACCUAAUAAAGGAGCUUGAAUCUCAUUUUGAUGAUUACUCUAGACUCUAUGGAAAUGAUGAUAUGACUAUGCCGGAUAUGGGUUAUGUUAUUGCUUCAAGAUAUAAAAUUAUUCUUGUUCACUUGAGCCAACAACAAUGUCUUACAUUUCUUCCACUUUGGGAUGAACCAUUUGCAAUCGCAUCUCAUAAGAUUGUUGCAAUUAGAUUUGCCAAUAACUGUCAUUUUGUCUCGAUAAAUUGGCAUACUAGUGGACCAAUGCCACCUAUUGCUUGUAAUUGGUACAAGUACCAUCAUCCAUGUGCAGAAGGUUGGGCUACACCUUAUCAUGCUAGGAUGCAAUUUUUUAGGUCCCUGGUAGAAGAAUGUGUAGCUAUAUCAGAGAUAAUUGAUUUGGAUAAACCAUAA